AUGCAUCGCAACUACAAAGAUAGGUCGCAGCACUUUACGAUGCGUUCAUUCCUGCACAAGAUGGAAACUCGCCGUCUCCACAACAGCGACAUGAAAAGGCUUGUCCGCAUCCUCCGAAAUGUGCCCGCUUCCAAAGAAGAGCAUUACGAGCACAAGGAGACGCUGUACCGUGAACAUACCAAGGCGGCCAUCCAACGUCUUCCCAGUCGUCUACACUCCUCGCGGCUCUCUUUUGGUCCCACAAACCUGUGCUCGAUACACAAAUGUCUAAACCAAAACCUGCUCAACGACAUAUGGGGAUGGAUACGCCACGAACUCGACGGUGCCAUUGGCAAGUUCCUUUAUCCACUUGUCAUGUCUCAUGGCCUUCUAACAGCCGACCAGAAGUCCCAAGUCCGCAAACUAGAACCAGUGUUACAAAUGUGGCAAACCAGUUUCAACGUCGAAGCAUCCGCUCCGCCGGGUCAUGAGCCAAUUCAGUGUGGAUCAAAAUGGCAUUACCAACAAAAUCAAUGCCCAGCAUGCAUGAUGGCACGAAUAGGCUCCGACGAAGAUGUUCUCUUUGCGUUGUUUGUGGGUAUGAUUGGGCGCUUCAACACCAAGACGUUCACCACGCUGGACGCCCUUUGUAGCGUCGCUGGUUGGGAUAGCAUGAAGAGCAAGCGUCUUAGAUUCGUGCGUUAUUGGGUCCGGAAAACAGGUGGAGAUGCUACAUUGCUUAGAGCGGGUGAUCUGGGCUUGGAGCUUAAACGCCUUCGCGUACAGUGGAAGCGUGAGCAACGCCGCCAACUUCGCUCGCUUUCUCAUGUAAAGUCGCAGAGAAUUUCUAAUCAUCCGACGUUGGAACAAAGGCCGUCGAAGGCGACUGGGCCUAUUCACAGACGCCCUCUUGGUCGUACAGCUAUGAUUAGCACUGCAGAUUCACAGCGAUCUCACGAACUGGCCGUUCCGAAACUGUUCAAUCCUAAACUUGGGCCCAAUCCUCGACCCCCGGAUAUAAAGCGUCUAUCGCCGGCGGAAAAUCUGGGGUUUGAACUACCUAGUAUGCGUGAGCGAACGUAUACAAUACCUGACGACCAGCAAGAUAUUCACCCAGCUCUGAGAGAACGCCCUGUGUCCGUACUUGUUCGUUCACCAACAAAUGCUUCGAAGCGUUCUAACGAAUCAAGAGGUUCAGAUGCUUCAGAUGACACCAUCAAUCCCGAUGAUAGCAUGAGCGUCAUUGCCCCUUGCCCAGACCUGCUUCACCCGGCACCCGCUCAAAUCUCUCGGCGACCUUUGCUGAUACCAAGAUCCGUAAAUACUCAUCAUCGUGCGGAUUCUGUCCUCGACACUGCCCCUUCGAUGAUGUCUCAGGCCUCGACCAAGCUAUACGCCCCUUCUAUCGCAACAACCCGCACAAUCGCCUCCUGCAACGGUGGCCCAUCCUCUCGUGCCAACUAUGUUGAUCCCCUUGACAAUCCAAUCUAUAACUACAUUGAGACGCAAGAAGAGCGCAUUGAAAAGUAUCGCAGGCUCCUGGCUACUCGCCCCGAUUCUGACCCCUUCUCCGAGUACGAGUACAACGCUAUGGCGCUGCCAAAACCGCAGCGACAGUCUAUGUACUCUGCUUUUGGAGACGCGGCUUUUGACGUUGCGCGAUGGGAUAGCAUUGACGAGCAGGUUACGGAGGAUGAGAUUGAAGAUUGGGAGAAAGACGAGCCUGAUGAAGAUGAUGAGACAGUCCACGAAGUUGAAGUGGAUGGAGACGUAAGGCUAGAUAAGAGAAAGUAUCGGAGGAAUAGCGACGCAAGUGUUCGUUCUGAUAAUACGUACUGA
Messenger RNA from Alternaria atra, 1818 nucleotides. RefSeq lists its product as uncharacterized. The transcript has a single exon. Lineage: Eukaryota; Fungi; Ascomycota; Dothideomycetes; Pleosporales; Pleosporaceae. The record is from RefSeq and is a predicted model, not a curated record. Bases 1 to 1818 code for a protein of 605 amino acids.